AGUGUCAGCGGACCGGGCCGUUGACCCCACUGGGCAGCAAGUCCGGGCCGGUUUAAACCUAUCGGCCGCUGCGCACACCCUCCGGCAGCCCGCCACCCUCCCAUGUCCUCCUACCCCUCCGCCGCCAACCUGCUCGCGCUCCUCCGCCGCAACGCCGCCUCCCCGGCCGUCGCGCUCCGACUCUUCCUCCACCUCUCCUCCGCGGCCUCCCUUCCCCCGCCGCGCUGCACGUCCUUCCUCGCCCGCCUCGUCGCCGCGCACCCCGCCGCCGGCGCGCUCCUCCCGCGCCUCCACCGCCACAUCCUCUCCUUCCCUGACCCCUGUCCCCACCUCCUAGCGCUCCUCUCCUGCUCCGACAUCCUCCCGCUGCGCCUCGCCAUCCCCGCCUUCCGCUCCCUCCGCGCGCUCGCGUCCGCGCCGCCGCCGCCCACCCCCGUCUACAACCGCCUCAUUCUCACCGCGCUCCGAGAGUCCCGCCUCGACCUUGUCGAGGCGCUCUAUAAGGACCUGCUCCUCGCCGGCGCCCAGCCGGACGUUUUCACUCGCAACCUUCUGCUCCGGGCGCUCUGCGACGCGGGCCGCAUGGAGCUUGCCCAGAGGGUGUUCGAAGCAAUGCCCGUCAGGAACGAGUUUAGUUUUGGGAUCCUGGCGCGAGGGUACUGCCGUGCGGGGAGGAGCGUUGAUGCUCUUAAGGUACUCGACGGAAUGCCGAGCAUGAACCUGGUGGUUUGCAACACGGUGGUCGCAGGAUUUUGCAAGGAGGGCCUGGUGGAAGAGGCUGAGAGGCUGGUGGAAAGGAUGCGUGUGCAGGGGCUGGCACCAAACGUUGUCACGUUCAAUUCAAGGAUCUCUGCACUCUGCAAGGCUGGGCGGGUGCUGGACGCUUACAGGAUAUUCAAGGACAUGCAGGAGGAUUGGCAGCAUGGGCUGCCGAGGCCCGAUCAGGUGACUUUUGACGUAAUGUUGAGUGGGUUCUGUGAUGCUGGGUUUGUUGAUGAGGCACGGGUUCUGGUGGAUAUUAUGAGAUGUGGUGGUUUCCUGAGGAGGGUUGAGAGUUACAACCGCUGGUUGUCAGGGUUAGUGAGGAAUGGGAGGGUCGGCGAGGCACAUGAGCUUCUGAGAGAGAUGGCACAUGAACGGAUCCAUCCUAAUAGCUACACAUACAAUAUUAUCGUCUCUGGGUUGUGCAAGGAGGGCAAGGCAUUUGACGCAAGGAGAGUAGAGAAUUUCAUUAGGAGUGGUGUGAUGUCUCCAGAUGUUGUGACUUACACUAGUUUGCUCCAUGCCUAUUGCUCAAAGGGCAACAUUGCUGCUGCCAACAGGAUUCUGGAUGAGAUGGCGCAGAAAGGGUGUGCACCAAAUUCAUUUACCUACAAUGUUCUGCUGCAGAGUCUUUGGAGAGCUGGUAGGACCACAGAGGCAGAACGGCUGUUAGAGAGGAUGAGUGAGAAAGGAUACAGUUUGGAUACGGCUGGCUGCAAUAUCAUUAUUGAUGGGUUAUGCAGGAAUAGUAAAUUAGAUGUGGCUAUGGGCAUUGUUGAUGGGAUGUGGGAAGAAGGAAGCACAGCUCUUGGCCGACUGGGGAAUUCAUUCCUUAGUGUAGUUAGUGAUUCUUCCAUCAGCCAAAGAUGUCUUCCUGAUCGGAUCACAUAUUCUAUUUUGAUAAGUGCAUUGUGCAAAGAAGGCAGGUUUGAUGAAGCCAAGAAGAAAUUACUUGAGAUGAUAGUGAAAGAUAUUUCCCCUGAUUCAGUUAUAUAUGACACCUUCAUCCACGGGUAUUGUAAGCAUGGAAAGACAUCUUUGGCUAUUAAGGUUCUGAGGGACAUGGAAAAGAAAGGUUGCAACCCAAGCACAAGGACAUACAACUUGUUGAUUCGGGGAUUUGAAGAAAAACAUAAAUCAGAUGAGAUCAUGAAACUGAUGAGUGAAAUGGAGGAGAAAGGGGUUUCUCCUAAUGUGCUGACCUACAAUAGCUUGAUAAAGUCCUUUUGUCAACAAGGAAUGGUUAACAAGGCCAUGCCUCUUUUGGAUGAAAUGCUACAAAAUGAAUUGGUUCCUAAUAUAACUUCUUUUGACUUGUUGAUCAAGGCUUUUUGCAAGGUUACGGAUUUCGCUUCAGCACAGAUGGUUUUUGAUGCUGCUUUGAGAACAUGUGGGCAGAAGGAAGUGCUCUAUUGCUUAAUGUGCACUGAACUCUCUACCUAUGGUAAAUGGAUUGAAGCCAAGAACAUUCUAGAAAUGGCACUUGAAAUGAGGGUCUCUAUCCAGAGUUUCCCAUAUAAGCAGAUAAUUUCAGGGCUCUGUGAAGUUGGGGAGGUGGAUCUUGCACAUAGCCUUCUCAAGUUGUUAAUAGCUAAACGACAUUUGUUUGAUCCAGCAGUGUUCAUGCCAGUGAUAGAUGCAUUAGGUGAUAGGGGAAAGAAACAGGAUGUUGAUAUGCUGUCAGCAAAAAUGAUGGAAAUGGCUGACCGUAAUGAUGGUCUUGGAACUGAUUCUGGUAAGAUUACCCCUGGAAGCUGUAAGCAUGAGCAUGACAGGAAUGGUGAAAGCGAUUGGCGUAAUCUUUUGCACAGAGAUGACAGUGCCCGCACGAUUAUGAAAAUUACAAAGAGAGUGCGGACAGGGUGGGGUCAAAGAGGCAAUGUAUAUGAGCAUAAACAGCAACAGGGUGAUGGCUUUUAUGUACUCGAGAACACUGGCUAAGCGUUAUGUGAUCUUAUCAAACUGUCCAAGUAGGCAAGUACUGCAGCGCUAUAAUUUUGUGCUACCAUCUGAGACACAGCUUUUGUUCUAUCAUGGAUUCUUCAUCACUGUCGGGAGCUCAGUUUAUAUCUGGUUUGGUCAUGGGCAUCACUGGGCUCUCUUCAGACAUACCUGUGGUGGUGACUGCGAACAACAUUGCAACGAGGCUGUCGCUCCCCUCAGCGGCAUCGUCAACCUCAGGUGGCGGUCGUGUAAGGUGCUCCGCGACGCAACGGUGACAAGGGAAGUUCAGCUAUGCAUGGCCGUGCGGAGAGAAUGGAGGCUGCACCGGUGACGAGGUUCAUGUCCGUGCUUCGGCGGUGUGCGACAAGCGGCAACCCGAGGCAUUGGUUAACCGCGCAGGCAUGAGACUUUCCCUUCUUCGGUCUAAACUGCGUCAGCUUUUGCGGGUUCUUCACCUUUAGGGAUCAGUACAAGGACUAUAUUGUUAAACACCUCCGAAAAUAUAAAUCACCCCCGUUGAGGAGCUCAAGAAUCGCCCUUGAAAUUUCGUCUCUCAGCAAGUUCCAGCGUCGACGAUAGAAGCCAACGGCAAAGCAAUUGACUGGGCCAUGGAGCUUUAUUUGGCUUCAGCAUGAAAAGGACUUCCUUAAUUUAUGUCCCUGUGAAAGGUGAACAUAGGACUUCCUUAAUCGUUUUCAGAAUCAGUUACAUUCCUGGGGACAUCACACAACACCUCCUCUGGAUUAGUAUCUUGUGUCGAGAAAACACGUUUGUAGAAUUCAGCUGCUCACUUUGAUCAAUGCAAACUGAACCAUCCUGGCGUUAAAGGGCGGUAAAUUUAGGCCCUGUUCGGUUGUA
Molecule: messenger RNA, 3564 nt
Organism: Zea mays
Lineage: Eukaryota; Viridiplantae; Streptophyta; Magnoliopsida; Poales; Poaceae
Product: pentatricopeptide repeat-containing protein At2g17140
Exons: 6
Coding region: 103-2703 (866 amino acids)
Biological process (GO): chloroplast-nucleus signaling pathway; mitochondria-nucleus signaling pathway
Cellular component (GO): chloroplast
Molecular function (GO): protein binding
Source: RefSeq, a predicted model, not a curated record